AUCAGCUGGAGACAAGAUGGCGGGUAGGGGUUUGAAGCCUGGCUCUGGAGUCAGUGCGCAGCCUGAGCGACAUUGCGUCCUCGAUGACGGUGGCUCCACUCACUGGUAAAGUACUGCCGCCUGAGCGACUCACAGGGGGAAAAGACAGCGAGAGAAUCGUUUUCUUUAGAGGAGGAGGCUGAGGAAGGAAGGGAAAUUCCCAGGCUGUCAGUCAGAAAAGGAGACCCCGCUUACCGCUGAGUUUUGAGCCUUUGUGACCAAGCGGCUCGCUCGAAUUCGGCCAUGUAUUUCCUGAGCGGCUGGCCCCGGAGGCUGCUAUGUCCCCUCAAGGGCUCGGAGAAGCCGUUUCACAUCCAGCCUGACUCACGGAGACUGGUGUUCGCGCUCCUGUCGCAGUCACAGAUCAGCCUGUGGUACAGCAGGCCCAGUGUUUUAAUUGUUAGCUACAAGGAAUCUGCAAAGGCGGCUUCACAGUUUGGAUCGUACGAAAAGACAGAAUGGAAGCCUGACAGCAGCAUGUUCGCAGUUGCGACUGCAAAUGGAUACAUCUUGCUCUUUGACAUUGUGUGCUCAGAACAAGAGAAAUACCUGUAUGAACCAAUAUAUCCCAAAGGAAAUCCAAGAGUCAAAGUCACUCCAGGUUACAAGGAGGAACAAUGUGCUCCAUCCCUAACUGUGGAGAUGAAGAAAGUGCUCGAUUUCCAAGCAAAAAUCACAAGUUUGCAGUCCAUGCAGGAUGAUUUGGUCAUUGCUACUAAUGAUGGGAUACUUCACCUUAUUCACUGGGAUGGCUUGACAAAUGGAAGGAAAGCCAUUAAUCUUUGUUCAGUCCCAUUUUCUGUAGACCUGCAGUCUUCAAGAGGUCCUUCGUUAGAUUUUGAAUCUGUACAUAUCCAAGAUAUGGAAUAUGGUGCGACCCUUGAUGGUUUUGCCGUGGUUUUUGAUGAUGGCCGGAUCGGUUUCAUUACUCCUGUGUCCAGUAAACUUACAGCUGAGAACCUGCAUGGUGUGUGGGCACAAGAAGUAACCGAUGGCACUUGUGUGGCUAUAAACAACAAGUACAAAUUAAUGGCCUUUGGGUGUGCAAAUGGUUCAGUUUUAGUUUAUACAAUGGACACAACAACAGGAGUUAUGCAGCUGUCCCACAAAUUGGAAUUGACUCCUAAGCAUUACCCUGAUAUUUGGAACAAGACUGGGGCGGUGAAACUAAUCAGAUGGUCACCUGAUUGUAGUGUUGCUAUGGUAACAUGGGCUUGUGGAGGCUUAUCCUUGUGGAGUGUUUUUGGUGCUCAUCUAUUUUGCACACUGGGUGGAGAUUUUGCGCAUUAUUCUGAUGGCACCAAAAAGGAACCUAUGAAAAUCAGCUCUAUGAGUUGGGGUGCUGAAGGCUAUCACCUUUGGACGAUUUCUGGUGAUAGUACUCAAGUGGGAAGUGACCUGGAAAACACAAACAAAGUACAACAAGCAGAAAUUCUGCAAUUCCAAUUCAUCAAAAGUGCUUUAACAGUCAAUCCCUGCAUGAAUAACCAAGAACAAGUACUUCUCCAAGGAGACGACCGACUAUAUUUGAACUGUGGUGACGCGUUGCAAAAUCAAAAUUCAAGUACCGCAGCAGCAAAUUCAGGCCAUCAGCCAGUCAGGGAAAAGAAUCCUCUGUAUAAUGAUAUUCUAGUUCCUCAGGGUUUAAGCACUUUAUUAGGACACAGGCACUGGCAUGUUGUACAGAUCCAUAGUACCUAUCUAGAAAGUAACUGGCCAAUAAAGUUUGCGGCAAUAGACCAGCUGGGUCAGUGUGUUGCAGUAGCAGGCAGAUAUGGAAUUGCACACUAUGCUUUGUUUACGAGGAAAUGGAAGCUUUUUGGAAAUAUUACCCAGGAACAGAAUAUGGCUGUGACUGGUGGUCUUGCGUGGUGGAAUGACUUUAUUAUUUUGGCAUGUUAUAAUUUGAUCGACCAACAGGAUGAGCUACGACUUUAUCUCCGGUCAUCCAACCUAGACAAUGUUUUUGCACAUAUUACCAAAGUGCAAUCAGAGGCUUUGCUCAUAAAUGUCUUCAAGGAUAUGGUGAUAUUGUUCAGAGUGGACUGCUCUAUUUGCUUAUACAGUAUUGAUCGGAAAGAUGAUGGUCCUAAUCCCACUGCCAGUGUUCAGGUUCUUCAGGAGGUAUCCAUGUCACGUUACAUCCCACAUCCUUCACUCGUGGUAUCAAUAACUUUAACCUCUGUGAGAACAGAGACCGGCAUCACCUUGAAAAUGCCACAGCAGGCCUGUGCUGCAGAGAGCAUUAUGCUCAAUUUAGCAGGUCAGCUUAUCUUACUACAAAGAGAUCGAUCAGGUCCUCAGGUACGAGAGAAGGACAGUGUUUCCAAACAAAAGAAACUGCUCCCAUUCUGUGCUCCAGUGGUGCUUGCCCAGUGUGUUGAAAACGUAUGGACUACCUGCCGAUCUAAUAAACAGAAGCGUCAUUUGCUGGAGGCUCUUUGGCUUAAUUGUGGAGAAGCAGGGAUGAAAGUCUGGCUCCCUCUUUUUCCUAGAGACAAUCGUAAGCCACAUUCCUUUCUGUCCAGACGGAUCAUGUUGCCUUUCCAGAUCAAUAUUUAUCCCCUGGCUGUCUUAUUUGAGGAUGCUUUGGUCCUUGGUGCAGUGAAUGAAACUGUACUGUAUGACAAUUUAUACACACAUAACAAUGAAAAAGAACCUUUGGAAGUCCUAUUUCCUUUCUGUACUGUUGAGAGGACCUCCCAAAUCUACCUCCAUCAUAUUCUUCGCCAGCUCCUGGUCAGAAACCUUGGUGAACAGGCCCUGCUCCUAGCUCAGUCUUGUGCCACAUUACCAUACUUCCCUCAUGUACUGGAACUGAUGCUACAUGAAGUAUUGGAAGAAGAAGCUACCUCUCGGGAACCUAUUCCUGACCCUCUGCUUCCAACUGUAGCAAAAUUCAUCACUGAAUUUCCUCUGUUUCUCCAGACAGUAGUUCACUGUGCUAGAAAGACUGAAUAUGCCUUGUGGAAUUAUUUGUUUGCUGCUGUAGGCAACCCUAAAGAUUUGUUUGAAGAGUGUCUGUUGGCGCAAGACUUGGACACUGCUGCAUCUUAUCUCAUCAUCUUGCAGAACAUGGAGGUCCCUGCGGUCAGUAGACAGCAUGCCACACUGCUUUUCAGCACAGCUCUGGAACAAGGAAAAUGGGAUCUUUGUCGUCAUAUGAUCCGUUUCUUGAAAGCCAUUGGUGCAGGAGAAUUGGAGACCCCUCCACCAACUCCAACCCAUCAGGAACCCAGUUCAACUGGUGGUUUUGAGUUCUUCAAACAUAGAAGCAUCAGUUUUUCACAGUCAUUGGAAGGUCUCAGUGCUAGUAAAUUUAAUCUGCAGAAGACAUUAAGCAUGCCUUCAGGGCCUUCAGCCAAAAGGUGGAGUAAAGAUGUUGACAGCGCUGAGAAUAUGUAUAUAGAUGAGAUGCUUUGGCGUCAUGCACGAAGACUCCUGGAAGAGAUGCGGCUAAAAGAUCUCAGUAGCUUUGCUGCACAACUGGGUUUUGAGCUCAUUGGCUGGCUCAGCAAAGAAAGGACUCGUGCAGCGCGAGUCGAGGAUUUUGUUAAGGCUUUAAAAAGACUGCAUAAUGACUUUCUUUGGCCAUUUCCUGUUAUUCCUUCCAGCUGUUUAGUAAAUUCACCAUUCAAAAAUGGCAAAUAUAAAACCGUUGGAGAACAAUUUCUUAAAUCACAGUCAACUGAGACUUUUGUAACCAGUGAUUUGGAGAGUGGAGUCAUAAAUGCACAUGCUGGUCACAGCUGCCUUAGCCUUAAUACUGCACACACACAAAUAGAUUCUGGCUCUUUGCAAGGACCUCAGACACAAGAUGCAAUUCUGUCACCGUUACUUUCAAAAGGUGAUGAAUGCAGUAUCGGGUCAGCUACAGAUCUUACAGAAACCAGUUCUAUGGUAGAUGGUGAUUGGACUAUGGUGGAUGAAGGUUUUUCUGCACUUAGUCUAACACAGUCUGAAUUGGAAUAUAUAUCAAUGGAGUUGGCCAACAAAGGCCCUCGCAAGUCACAGGUUCAGUUAAGGUAUCUGAUGCACGUUUUUAUGGAAGCUAGCUGUUUGGAGUGGUGUAUAAUUAUAGCCCUUAUUCUUCAAGAUUCUGCUGUGAUCUGUCAGAUAAUUAGUUCAAUCCAACACUCCGAGGUUCCCAAGGAUGUUUUGCAGGGUAUAAAAAGUGGUAUUCUAGCUGUGGAUGGCUGGGCUUUAGCAGAUUGCCCUGGAUACAAGCCAUUUCUGAAUCGUAUAAAGCCCCAGCUGCAGAAAUUGAGUGAGGUUGCAGAGGAGCGGAUUCAGCCCGAAUCUUUCCAGCCUUUGAGCAGGCUGAGCAUAUCAAAGACAGUGGAUCCUCCUAGCCCUUGGACAGAGGACAAUAGAAAUACUGCAAGUCAUAUUAACAGUAGCCAAAACGAUGGCAGUGGGAUUACCAGCAGGCAGGAAGAUGAUGGUCAAGGAGAAGAGGAAGAGGAGCAACUUGAGGAUGAAGGGAGUUACGAGUGUUCUCUGUCAUGAAUUGGUUAUCUUCGGACAGCUCCAUUCCAAACUUUAGAAAUGACAAAUGGAUCACUAGUGCCUUGUGUUAGUGUUGUGCACAUGCCUUACUACGUACUGGAGAAAAAUUUGUCUCGCAUAGAGAUAUAAAACAUCAAUUUUGAUGUUUCAUGCUCCCCAAAAGUAAAAGCAAUAUCUUGGAAUCACUUUUGGAGUUUGCUGACAUGUACAGUCCCAGUCCAGAGAUCACUUCUGUGAAUGUGAUUUUUCAUUCCCUGUGCUCCCAGGUAUUAUUGAGUUUAAGCUGCGAAAUUGUUAGAAAAAUGAUUUCAUGAUCAUGAGGGUGACUUAUGGAAAAAUAUGUUUUUGAAAACUGUGAUGUUUUAUUGCUGCAUCUGUUGGUACGUGACUCCAUUCCACUAAUGCCUUUGCAAGAGGCUUUGUUGUGCUUUUAGUGUGGCUGAAUAAUUCUUCUUUUCUGGCAUGACUGAGGGAGUCUCAAAGUUUCUGUCAGGCCAGAGUAGUGUCCCAAAUUCCAGUUUAUUUGUAGUCAGUCCAGAGAGUUCAAAGAACACAGGCUGCAUAUGACAGAAGUGAAAAGCAAAAUAGAGGCAAUUGGAGGCAUUACUAGUGUCUUGAGGGAUGGAAUGGCUGAGCAUUUGGAAGCAUUGUAAUAUUUUAAACAUCUGAAUAAUUUGACUUUUAAGGAGAUUUGAAAUUUGCAUCUAACUACAAGUUAAUCUGUUAUGAUUUUUCUGUGCUUGUGGUGGCUUAGAAAUUCAUAUAGAACUGAGCCAUAGUGUAAUGCAGAGACCUGGAAAAUACGUUUACCAUGAGUUGUUUUUCUAUUACUCAUUUGACAUUGAGUUUUUAAACAUUCUUACUUCUGUAAGCAUAACUAAAGCCAGUGACUAUUCCAUAGGAAAGUUGUAAAAUACAGAUCACUUGCAAACAUUCAGGAGGAAAGCAUAGAGUUUAAUCUAAAAGAACAUUGUUUAUCUUUAUAAAAUAAGUGUUUAAAAUGUUGUAGUAGUUUGAAAGAGGUAAGUGUUCAUUUUCCAUAUCAGCGGUCUGUGUUUCAUCUGCAGUCCCUGAAUGUUAUCCUGUAUGACUUGAAAUGAGAAAUGAAAUAUUUUUAAAACAUUCUUCACGAUUUUUUGAGAUAAUUAAUUCCCACUUCAUUUGGAUUGAAAGCAUCACCACAGGCUUUGACUACUAAGGCGUAUGCUAUGAGUACCUGUAUACUCUAUCCACUGGGUUGAUCUUAAGCUGUUAAUAAGGUUGUCAGAGACAUAACAAGGGUCCAUACAGCCUCUUGGAUUGCAUUCCCUGGAAUUAAGAUGCUGUUAGAUCCAAGAAUUGGUGCUUACUGUGACAGAGUUGUAAAGAAGGAAUGAGCUGCCAUUAAAGCCACAUCUAUCCCAACAACUUUCUAUGGUUUCUUCCUGUUGGUCCUUGGGAGGAUAAGUAAAUUGUGCUUUCCACAACUUUAUUUAUGAGAAACAAACUCCCGGUACCUACAGUCCCCCUAACAAAGGUUCAACCUUGCACUUGUCCAUAGUCCAGUUGAUGAUCCUCCUGCAUGUGGAUAGGAGAGAGAUGAGCAGAGUCCGUUUGAGGUUCGCCUGAUUCCAGGGUGAAGCACCCUAGUUAUGUUUGUUCAGAACCAGAUUGGCACUGGAUUCAAUAAUCCAGUAGCUGAUCUAAGUGCGUCUUGCUUGUCAAUAAUGCUUGCUUGGGCUGUACCAUUUUUGACCUACAAUACUACACGUGCUUCAGGGUCUUAACCAAUGGCUGUUCUGAGGCUGUUUGGACUUGAAAAGUGCGAUGUUCCUGUACAGAUUAAAAAUAUGCACUCCACACUAAGCAAACAAAUUUCACCAUUAGGAAACUUCUAAACAUGGUGUGUUUCCAUAUGGAUGAAACCGUCAUCUAGCCAAAAUCAAAGUCAAAACAAAAUCUUUUGUACAAUAGGUAAUAGUUUUCUAAAAUAGCCUUCCUUGGGUCUUUGAGUUGGCCACUGGUAGCAAGGGCAUAUACAAAUCAUGCAUUCUUAAUGCUUAUUAUCUUGGUUCCCCAAUUACUGAAUAUUUCAUUCUCCGAUUGCUUGUCUUCAGAAAAACUAAUCACUGUUUAUGUAUGGUGUAAGGCAGCUGCACAACAUUUGCAGAAGACUCUUGUGUUCAAGUUAAUUUUAACACCUGCGUUGGUGCUUUAGGAAUUUUCGUAUUGACCUUUUUUUUUCUAAACAAAAAGUGUAUUUCCAAUUCAGUGUAAUGUGUAAUCAUUAACUUCACUGCUCUUGUGGAAGCUGUUUAUAUUGUACAGUGUUCAGGCAGAACUCCUUGUUUAUGCAUGUGUUGCAUGAGUUCACAGUAGCUGUCACACAUUAGAAACUGUGAUUUUGAUUGAAUCUGAAUUUGGUACCUUGUAAGAUCUUGUGUGAUUUGAUUGUAAAAUAAACACCAUUGCUUUGUAGAGAGGGCUGGAAAUGACCCUUCUUAUGAAAAUUAUGCAUUACCAGUCAGAUUAUUUUAACAGGUUUGAAUUUAGAAAUGCUUUUAUUUAUUCCUUUUCAAGAAAGAACUUGAGCUUUUGUUCUAAAUGCAAACGGUAUUUUUUAAUGUAAAUAUAAUAAAGCUAAAAUCAUGUUUAUACUUGCUAGUUAAGACCUAGCAAGAUGUACAUUAAAUAUGAAUGGCAACAAGCAGCAUUUUAAUAGCUUUUAAUAAAAGCUGGUCAUAACUAAAGCUUGAUUAAGAAUUUGAUCCAUUUUCCAGGGAACAGACUCGCACACUGAUUAAUUUCCUACUCUGAGUUUGAACAGAGUGCUGCAGUGUAUGAUCUCAUGUAGUGUACUGUCUUUGUAGCUGUUUCCUUGCAUUUUAAUUCAGUUAUAAUUAAAAGUACCUGAAGCAGUAUUAAAAGACAAAGAUAGCAUACGUUUGUUACAGUGCAAUUUGAACAAAAAAUGCAAAAGUUGCUUAUUUUAUACAACAGAAAAUUGAGUAGUCUAUUUUUAUAGCUAAGCUGAAUUUAAUUGAAUUUUUAAUGUGGACCAAGUUAGUAAGCUCGCCCUCAAACAGUAAUUAGUAUACUAAUUGUAACUAUUGAACACAAGCGUCCUGUAUGCCUAUAUUCACAAGUCAAAAGAAAAUUAUUUGAAGGGUAAUAUCUUCUUUUAAAAGAGUUUUUUAAAGAGCUUUAUUUUGUUUAAUGUGAUCCCAGUUAUUAGAAUGCACAGAGUUGAGACUGAAUUCAUGUUGUACAUAGCAGCUCACUCUCUAUUGCAGUAUGGAUAUUAAACCGUGUGCAUUGACUGGUGAUUGAACCCAAGAAUUAGCUAGGCAAACUGAAGCCAGAUCCUUAUCUAAAUUUGAAGUGGAUUGGAUGUGAUUAGUACACACUACAUUGUUAAUUAUACUUUGGACUAUCUUGCCUGUUUUCUGAGCAUUUUAUGCACAGUAAUACCUUGAUAUGUAAUUGUAGCAUUGUUUAAAAUUGCUUACAUUUUAAAGUAAUUUUUUGUAUUCUUUCCACUAAUGUACUCAAUAUUCAGUGUAAAGAAUAUAUAUUUACACAAUUAGUUAACAUGACCACAAAAUAACUGCGUUAAUGUCUAACAAUACCACAAAUCUAAUUGGCAGCAAUCCAAAGAAUUCUUUUAUAUUGAAACAGUAGUACCAGUGUUAAGAAAUUUUCACCAAAGUUCUAAAUGUUACAAAUGUAAUCUGAAGCAAUUUUUAUACUUGAAAUACUGGAAUAAAAAAAUCCAACAACAAAAUACCCUCCUUCCUUUCAUGAUUUGACCUUGACACCUGUUAACACAUAGACGAGAUGGUUAACUAUGACAGUUUGCCAGUUGAACAUAUUCUGUCUUAACCUCAUCAAUGAUUUAGCAACAUGGGCAUGAACUUAGGUUUAUUUUUGUAACAACAGUUAUUGAUGAGGUUUCAGUGUGCAGUGCUACUUUGUGGCAGUUCUCAUCUGUAGUACUUCUGGAAAUUAUUUGCUACUCUUGUUUUUUGUCACAUGUACAAAUUCACAGCAAUAAAUUGUUUUG
Molecule: messenger RNA, 8590 nt
Organism: Stegostoma tigrinum
Lineage: Eukaryota; Metazoa; Chordata; Chondrichthyes; Orectolobiformes; Stegostomatidae
Gene: ric1
Product: RIC1 homolog, RAB6A GEF complex partner 1
Exons: 26
Coding region: 283-4548 (1421 amino acids)
Biological process (GO): retrograde transport, endosome to Golgi; intracellular protein transport
Cellular component (GO): Golgi membrane; Ric1-Rgp1 guanyl-nucleotide exchange factor complex; cytosol
Molecular function (GO): protein binding
Source: RefSeq, a predicted model, not a curated record